UGCAUGUUCUCUAUCGUCCUCCCAAGUCCCAAGCACAUAAAAACACUCCUCUCCACACAGCAAGCAGGUACAGCCAGCAGGAUGAAGCUCAGACUAAAAGGCUUCGGCCUCCUCCUUCUCCUUGUCCUGCUUGCUCUCUGCUCCACCAUUGAUGUCUGCGACGCAGCAAGGAGAGGCAAGCAUUGGAGGCCAAGGAGCUCACCAAGCUCCUCCAUGCUCAAGAGGAAGGGCAAAACAAAGAAGGGCAGCUCCCAUCGGCAGCACGGAGGCAGCCGGCCGAGCCCCAAGCAGCCUGUCAGCCCGCCGCCGGGCCCUGGUGCUGCCAAAGGGUACCAGACGCCAUACCAACCAAGCCCCAAUGCGCCGCCAGGUCCAAGCCCGCAGCCCAGCCCUGCUAAAGGCAAUGGACAUCAGAGUCCUAAACCUCCGCCUCCAAGCUGUGGAAAGGGCAAUCAGCCGCCGCCACAGCCACCACCGGCCACCUCGGAGGGCGCUGUCUUCAACGUGGUUGAUUUUGGAGCCAAGGGUGAUGGAGUUUCAGAUGAUACAAAGGCCUUUCAAGCGGCGUGGGCUGCGGCGUGCAAGCAGGGGGCAUCGACAGUUCUCGUACCAUCAGAACUAGAGUUCCUUGUUGGCCCAAUCUCGUUUUCUGGGCCUUACUGCAAACCAAACAUUCUUUUCCAGCUGGAAGGAACGAUCUUAGCCCCAACAAAUGCUAAAGCCUGGGGUUCUGGUUUGCUUCAAUGGCUUGAAUUCACCAAACUAAAUGGAUUAUCAAUUCAAGGAAGUGGUACCAUAAACGGUAGGGGGCAACAGUGGUGGACCUACUCAGACCCAAAUGACGAUGAAGAUGAUGACACAUACAAUCAGGAGCUUGAGAGGAUGCCACAGGUUAAACCUACGGCAUUGAGGUUUUAUGGUAGUUCCAACGUCGUAGUGGCUGGUAUCACUAUUGUCAACAGCUCACAGUGCCAUCUCAAGUUCGACAACUGUCAAGGAGUGCUGGUCCACGACCUGACAAUAUCCUCCCCUGAGAACAGUCUCAACACUGACGGCAUACACCUGCAGAACUCAAAAGAUGUCAGCAUUCAUCAUACUAAUUUGGCUUGCGGUGACGAUUGUAUCUCCAUCCAGACAGGAUGUAGCAAUAUUUAUAUACACAAUGUCAAUUGUGGACCAGGCCAUGGAAUCAGCAUUGGUGGACUAGGCCGGGACAACACAAAAGCAUGCGUCUCUAAUGUUACAGUAAGAGAUGUCAACAUGUUCAGAACAAUGACUGGUGUCAGAAUCAAGACCUGGCAGGGUGGUAUAGGGCUGGUUCAAGACGUAAGGUUCUCAAACAUACAAGUCUCUGAAGUUCAAACACCUAUUAUGAUAGACCAGUUCUAUUGUGACAAAAGAACCUGUACAAAUCAAACAUCAGCAGUGGCAGUGUCAGGCGUUCAGUAUGAGAACAUCAGGGGAACAUUCACGAUCAAGCCAGUCCAUUUAGCAUGCAGUGAUAGCUCACCUUGUUCUGGAAUCACACUUACUGGAGUACAACUUAAACCAGUGCAAGUACCCCACUACCACCUAAACAACCCUUUCUGCUGGCAAGCUUUUGGGGAACUCUUCACUCCAACCAUCCCUCCCGUAGCUUGUUUGCAGAUUGGAAAACCUGCUGGGAACAACGUGCAGUCAUACCAUGACAUAUGCUGAAACACAGAAAGUACCGUCAACCAUUAGUUGGUGCUUACCCAUGAGUGGUCGUUGUGAUGCUUCCGACCCCUUUGCACCAUUGCUUGGUCAUGUGCAUAUUAGCAUAUACACAGUUAUUUUUUAUGUUCUGUUAUCACAGCAUGUGUGUCACAUUUGCCGUAGAGCAAACAUAUAUAUUCUCAUAUGAAAUGGUCAGGCAGCAAGGUUA
Molecule: messenger RNA, 1906 nt
Organism: Lolium rigidum
Lineage: Eukaryota; Viridiplantae; Streptophyta; Magnoliopsida; Poales; Poaceae
Product: polygalacturonase At1g48100-like
Exons: 7
Coding region: 4-1698 (564 amino acids)
Biological process (GO): carbohydrate metabolic process
Molecular function (GO): polygalacturonase activity
Source: RefSeq, a predicted model, not a curated record